AUGGAAUUCCGCAAUCUCUCGAAUAGACUACACGAGAUCUCGUUAAAUUGGGCGGGAAGUGCUCCAGGGCAAAAGCCAAAUCAGAUAAAGGAAACGACAGACUAUUCCCCGCCAUCGCGAGCAACCAUAGUCAAGUCUUUUGAACCCCUGAGAAUACCAUUUCCAGUCCCUAUAAGCAAGUCGGAUGCCUCUAAAGUAUUGCGUGCUGCAGCGUUCGAAUUCAUCGUCUGUCAUUUUCUAACCGCCGAGAUCUUCCGUGUUCUUCCGCCGGCAUAUCCGUUCGAGCGAGGCCCGAUCGAAGACUUCUUGGCCGAACUUGUAACCCGAGACCCAGGACUGGAAAGCCUGCUCCGUCCUGCGCUCAUAUCUGCUGCCGGCAAGGAACGAGUAGAUCAAGAAACUAUCGCGAGCACCAUGGCUAGGGAGACGCUGGAGGUCUGUAGACAGUCCAUACCCCAUUUCCACCCGACCGAGGACCUUGAGAUGGUAACCCAGAGCUUCUUCGUAUCAUGUCUCGACACAUGGAUGCGAGCGCAAAGAUGUCGCAGACGUGUAGUCGCGAGUUCAAUCGUCGACACGCCCAUGAGUCAAUGGAACCCUUGGGACGCCCUCGGAUCUCCAGUCGAGCCGGACACGGAAAAUCAAGCGAUGCAAACAGAGCCGCUCGACCCCGAAGUUGUCCUGUUCCCACAAAUAGUCGCCACUGACAUGGCGGGAAAGCCUUCUGGCGUAUUGUUUGAAGGGUGCCUCAUGUGGGGAGAUGAGCUGCUAGUGAUGCAGGGGAGACUGGAAUAUCGACGAUUUUGUGAUAAGAAAAGGGCCCGGCGCGAUAGUAUGAUGUCGAAAAGGAGAGACAGCUUGGCUAGUAGAGAUACUCCCACCAGAGUCGAGGAGCGGAAAAGAGCUUAAGUCAGGCUGGAGGUCUGGCAUCCCUUUCGAUCGUCUGAGGCUGCGAAUUUCUAGUAGUUGUUCGUGUCACUAGCGAAGAUACCAUAAUAAGCUCGGUUAUAUGUAUUAGCUCCCCAGAGGUGCCGUGCGCCUCUAGCAUGGCAUUAGGAGCUCUGAUUUCUUAUUUACUUUGGAGAAUGGUCCUAGCGGGAUUUGAAGGUUUCAUCUAAUCGAGCCAUCAUCCUGGAUGUGGUUCCUUCUAUACACAGGUUUACAUGAUCCACCUUACAAAUUAUACGAGUAUCUAAUUUAAGUGUCUAUAAUCUCUAUGAUAAGUCAUAUAUCU
Messenger RNA from Pseudovirgaria hyperparasitica, 1234 nucleotides. RefSeq lists its product as uncharacterized. The transcript is spliced from 2 exons. The coding region runs from base 1 to 909 and encodes 302 amino acids. The record is from RefSeq and is a predicted model, not a curated record. Lineage: Eukaryota; Fungi; Ascomycota; Dothideomycetes; Acrospermales; Acrospermaceae.